Magallana angulata is the source of this 2368-nucleotide messenger RNA. Its product is annotated as SH3 domain-containing protein Dlish-like. The transcript has 3 exons. The record is from RefSeq and is a predicted model, not a curated record. Lineage: Eukaryota; Metazoa; Mollusca; Bivalvia; Ostreida; Ostreidae. Gene Ontology annotation, molecular function: protein binding. The coding region runs from base 497 to 2287 and encodes 596 amino acids.
ACAGGUAGACCGAGGGACUUACAUGUACCAGAGACCAGUCCCCCCGGUAAUCAGAUCAUGUGCUUUACUGGACCAACCCAUUGUUUCCGAAUAAUAGAUUACAGAUAUUUCGAACUAUUCAACGCUAAGAGGGGCGUUUAAAUGGCUUUGUCUUAUUGAAAACGCUGUUUCAAUCCAAUAGCACCGGUUUGUUUAUUUUAUUUGGAAUUAUUUGAGAAUUCUUACAUUGUGUGUGUGUUUACAGUCGAGAAGAUAGAAAUAUUGCCAUUUGAUUGAGUGGAUGGUAUUGAACUGAUUUGAUACACGUGAAUGUCUCUAAUGGGAAAAUCUUUUAAAAUUCCGUUAAUUCAUCAUGUUAAUGGCCAUAGACGUUCUUAGGACCUGUAAUCGUCGCAGAAAACCUGAUAGAUAUGUGAGACUUGAUUGUCUAACAAGAAAUAUUUGCCGAACAUGUAGCCAUCGUUAGAAGGCGCUGCAGAAGUAGUCUACUGAAAUAAUGGCUUUCCUCUGUCCAAGUCGAGUUGGACGUGGAACCAAAGAGAAAAAGAGAAAAGUCGCCUCGUCUGCGAUUUUUGGUAGGAUUACGGGAAGUGACAGCGUGGAUACCCUGGUCAGAGUCGGCCUGGAGAAGCAACAUGGGCUUCCUGCCAACGCAAAGAUGGUGGUACUGCAAGACUUCAGCCCGGGGGCGGAAAAAGAGCUGGAAGUUAAGAGGGGCCAGGAGGUGUUUCAGCUGUACAAGGAGAACGAUUGGUGUUACGUCAUUACCGUGGACGGCCGAGAGGGCUUUAUACCGGAAUCCUUCUGUCUAGGAGUUACUAACUCACCCAGUGUAAAAUCGAAGUCCAAAGACUCCCCAAGGAAUUCGGGAGAAUACAGAUCUUUCGACACUUUCGAUUCGGAUUCCUUUUUUUCUUGCAAUGAGGAUUACGUUAAUGACGUCACCGACAAUGGACCUAAAUCCCCCGUCCCCCUUAGCCAGUUGAACGUAGUCGACUACCAAAAUAUCGCAGUGGUACCGGAAGUUAGGCCUUUCCGGAAGACGUCACAUGGGCAUUUCAUUGUGCUUUUUGACUUCACUGCGCAGGAUGAGAACGAUGUGACGGUUGAGCGAGCCGAACUUCUGGAUGUGCUGAACAUCGAGGACCCUGACUGGUCGUGGGUCCGCCGAGGCAAUGGAGAGGAGGGAUUCGUACCCAAGUCCUACAUAUGCCCAGUGGAACCACUUAAAGCCCAUGGUAAAUGGGAGAAAAUGUUGGCGCUUCAACACAAGCAGAAACGAUCAAGCACCCCGACAAUACGUCAGCCACUUCUAUCAAACUUUUCCCCAAGACGAUACUCCCAGUCAAGCGAACCCCCGACCCCUCCUCAGAGAAAUCCUCUACGGACAUCGGCACUCCGAACUCGCUACAAUGAACUCGACCAAGAGUCCAAUUACUCGGACACACAGAAAGAGCAGCAUCGAUCAAACUCGGCAUCGAUGCAAAAUGGCGAGAAGUACUCGGUUGUGAGGUCACCGCUUGUGACGUCAGUCGGAGCAAAGAGGUCAAAUUCUCCCUGCCGAGUACCUCAGAAUUUGGAAACGAAUCGCCAUGGAGACGAUUCCCUGAACAGCCCACCCCUUAUCGUUUAUGACAAACCAUAUUCACAAAGAGUAACUAGUCGUUCCCCGUCCCCAAGGCUACCGCCAAGUUACUCUGAUCUAUCCGAUCAGAGCGCUAGACAGCGGACACGCUCGGCCUCCCCAGCCUCGUCCAGAGCGUCCGCUAGUUAUGAAAACGUUAACAUUAAAUCCACUUGUGAUAAUAUUGUAAAUAUGAGUACUGUAAAAAAGACACCCCUGUCAUUGUCGGAUCAAAACCUCUACAAGAAGCAGAGUGAUGGCGUCACAAACAAGUACAGUUCCUACCAAAAUCUGUCUUCGGGGAAUUUCAGCCUGGUUCAGAAUGGGAGUUCUAGAUUAUACACAGAUAUGGCAACUAACCAAUCAAAUGUCUCAUUACCGAAUGACUCAGGUCCAGAGGGGCUCUUUGUACCUAAUUCUAGACUUUCAUCCAAUGAGUCUCGCCCAGAUCGCACCAGGCAGGGAUCAGAACUCAUAAUGAUGUACGACUUUAAUGAUGAGAAUCGCGGGGGACUGACGGUCAGUCGAGGUGACCUGGUCUAUGCUGAUGGCAUGGAUCAGCAAGGUACAGACUGGCUGUGGGUAUAUUACCCUCAGACCAGCCAGUAUGGGUAUGUCCCUAGGAACUAUGUAAAAUCCACACAGCUAAAGACCACUUUAUAAAUGGUACUGAACUUUUAGUAUCAUAAUUUAAAUUCAUAUGUGAAUAAACUGUUUGCAACUUUUAAUAAAGCAUAAAGCAGA